This is a messenger RNA of Lingula anatina, 968 nucleotides long. RefSeq lists its product as uncharacterized. The record is from RefSeq and is a predicted model, not a curated record. NCBI's taxonomy places the organism in Eukaryota, Metazoa, Brachiopoda, Lingulata, Lingulida, Lingulidae. Gene Ontology annotation, molecular function: calcium ion binding.
CUGGCCCUCAUCUUCCUGAUAGGCAUGAUUACUGCCUGCGUGGGGUCUGCCCGUAAAAAGUCCUCUUCCCCAGACUACGCCAAGACGCCUUUCCUGUAUAAUAACAGUUUCUAUGGAAACAACACAGACGUCAGCAUCCCCAGACCAAAAUUUGGAGCGGAGAUGAUCGAGAAUGGAGGAAUUGUGGACGACAAAUCCCAAGAGUAUGAAGAACUUGAUGACCAUAAACCUCAACCAACUGGUGAAAACCGCGGCGACAAAUCUGAUGAUAGGGAGCAGCAAGAAAGGGCACGUGGCAGGGAUGGGCCCGCUGAAAGCUCGGGGCAUCGUGACAGUCGUAGUAUAUUUGAUCAAGACUGGCGGGACGCCGUAGACGACAGGAACGGACAAGGGUACGGUAAAGGCGAGAGAAACGACGGUUAUGGAAAGGAACCCUACGAGAGAUAUCCUGGAGAUGGGAGACCCGCGCGUGGUGGACCCAGUGAGCGGGGUGAUAGAUAUGCUAGGGAUGAUAGGGCCCCAAGAGAUACCGGCUACGACGUGCCGAGAGGAUAUGGUAGAGAUGGCGGGGAGCGAAUUAGGGGCUACGGUUACGGGGACGCCCAUCCUCCUCGUAACGACCGGCAGUUUUCUGUUCCUCGAGAUCCCCGUGACCUUGACCCCCGACAUGACCCUUACCACAACCCUCGCUCCAAGACCCCCUACGUCAACCCCGCAUAUAACCCGGACUCCACGGAGUGGCCCGACAAGUAUUUCUAGUUAAGCUGGUUUGUUAGAUAAUGUUUGACGAUAAGAAUGCGAGAACUUAGAAUGUAGAAAGUCGGAUUGUUAGGUUAAAAACGAAGUAUAUUAUUAACUGUUUUUUUUUUUUUUUUUUUUUUUUUUUUUUUUUUUUUUUUUUUUUGCAGGAGCACGCACUAUCGAGAGAUUUUGCACUGUUCUGCAAAGAAAAUUAAACAGAAAAUUAG